AGCCUCUUUAUUUCAGCACAAGAAAUGAUCACACACACAGCUUUGAAAAUGGCCGAAAUCCUGACUCCUUCCUCUUCCUCUUCCUCUUCCCGGUGCAGUCUCCUCGGCCAACGCGGCGGCCACGACCGAAACUUGCGGAUUAAUUCUACAAUAUCCUCAUUAUGUCAUUCCCAUCCUCCUCCGACCCUUCCAUUUCCUUCUUCUUUUCCGAUUUUAUCAUCAUUCAUCCUCAAUUUCUGAACCCUAUAAAGUAUCUCUCUAAUAUCCAAUUUUCCCAAUGUUUUUCAUCCGUACACUUCCCCUUCCCCCAUCGCCCUCCUCCAAUCAACUUCGUCGCCUUCUAUUCCCUGCUUCUUCAUUUCCCUGCCUGCGCGGCUUUCGUUUGCUUCAAUUUCAACCAAUGGAUUCGUUUUCCACUUCAGCAAAUAGCCAUGCAUUACCUGACUCUUCAUGUUGUGGUAGUUCUUGUGGUUGUGGGAGAGACAAGGAACAUUUGCAUGACAGAGAUAAUAGUUCAGAUGUCAUACAUGUGGGAAGCAUUCCUGUGCAUCUAAAUCCCAAGGAACGUGAACCCAAAUCUUAUAAUUAUGAUGAGUCUCUACCUGUUCAUAGACAAAAUACUAGAAGAAGCCGGAUAGAUUUAGGGUCCAAAAGAGAUUUGAAGAGUAAUGCAAGAUCAUAUCAAGUAGAGAGGCUUGAAUUUUUGAACGAUUCUUGUCAGGAGUAUAAAUCAUCUCUUCCUAUUCAUUUUGGGAAGAAAAAUGAAGUGUUUGUCUCAAAGCUCCAGUCCCUUGAUACCGGUCCCAAAGAAUCUGUAGUUACGGACAAUUCACUUCCCUUUGAACCACCAUUUGAUAUUUGUUUACCUGGGGGAGGUAAUGUGAAACAUAGAAAUAUUUAUGUUGUUAAAGAGGGUGGCACUGUGAAAGAUUAUAGACUGUUGAGGCCUGGAAUGGUUUUACUGAAGCACUACAUCACUCCACGUGAACAGAUCAAUAUAGUGAAAACUUGUCAAAAUCUUGGUAUUGGCCCAGGGGGAUUUUACCAGCCUGGUUAUAAAGAUGGAGCAAAACUUAGGCUUCGUAUGAUGUGUCUUGGAUUGGACUGGGAUCCUCAAACAAGAAGGUAUGAAAACAAACGGGUUGUGGAUGGUAAUAAACCACCAGAUAUACCUCCUCAAUUUACAUUUCUUGUUAAACGUGCACUUAAAGAUGCACAUGCCUUCAUCAAGAACAACUGCAAUAUAAGUAAUGUAGAAGAAAUUCUUCCGUCAAUGUCUCCAGACAUAUGCAUUGCGAACUUCUACACAACGAGGGGAAGAUUGGGUCUGCAUCAGGACCGUGAUGAAAGCAAAGAGAGUCUUUGGAGGGGACUACCGGUUGUUUCCUUUUCUGUAGGCAAUGCAGCAGAAUUCUUGUAUGGAGAUAAAAGAAAUGUGGAUAAAGCAGAGAUGGUUGAACUGGAAUCAGGUGAUGUUCUAAUUUUUGGUGGCGAAUCUAGACAUAUAUUCCAUGGAGUAUCUUCAAUCAUACCAAAAUCGACACCCAAGUUUUUGCUUCAUCAUACUGGUCUGCGUCCCGGCCGUCUUAAUCUUACCUUUAGAAAGUAUUAAAACACUACCUCCAUGUUUAUGCUAUACAUCUGAAUCGGUGUUAUUCAUUUGAUGUUCAUUUAUGGAAUCGUGUAAAUCUAUAAUGUAAGUAUUGUCUGUUUCUGUUUCAUUUACUUUGGAUGUUACUUUGUUCAGUACUUUUCAGUUGCCGUACGUGAAUGAUACAAAGUUUUAAUUUCAAGUUUGUAUACUUUAUUUUA
This is a messenger RNA of Cucumis sativus (cucumber), 1812 nucleotides long. RefSeq lists its product as uncharacterized. Gene Ontology annotation, cellular component: cytoplasm; nucleus. The coding region runs from base 278 to 1612 and encodes 444 amino acids. Gene Ontology annotation, biological process: oxidative RNA demethylation. Gene Ontology annotation, molecular function: oxidative RNA demethylase activity; broad specificity oxidative DNA demethylase activity; ferrous iron binding. The transcript has 4 exons. The record is from RefSeq and is a predicted model, not a curated record. NCBI's taxonomy places the organism in Eukaryota, Viridiplantae, Streptophyta, Magnoliopsida, Cucurbitales, Cucurbitaceae.